Fonsecaea nubica is the source of this 1905-nucleotide messenger RNA. RefSeq lists its product as hypothetical. Bases 1 to 1905 code for a protein of 634 amino acids. The transcript has 2 exons. Lineage: Eukaryota; Fungi; Ascomycota; Eurotiomycetes; Chaetothyriales; Herpotrichiellaceae. Gene Ontology annotation, biological process: positive regulation of transcription by RNA polymerase II; DNA-templated transcription. Gene Ontology annotation, cellular component: nucleus. The record is from RefSeq and is a predicted model, not a curated record. Gene Ontology annotation, molecular function: zinc ion binding; sequence-specific DNA binding.
AUGUCGACCCCUCAAGCCUCGAAUCGAGUGCUUAUGAGAUCACCCGAGAACACGCCUCGUCUCUCUCGCGGCCCGUCGCUCGAACCCACCUUUGCUGAGGGCCACCACAUCAGCGCAACGUCAGGCGUGUCGUUUCUCUAUCACUCGUGGAAUCGAGGCGAUGCGGUCGAGGGAGAGACUGCAUUGCCAUCAGCGCCUUUGACCUGCCACGGAGACAUCCCUCCGGUUCAAGUUCGACAAGACCAGCCACUGCCCACACGUGAAGAGGCAGAUGCGCUGCUGGAACGGUACUUUCGCUUCGCGACGCCCACCUAUCGCUUUCUCCAUCGGCCAACGCUCGAGAAGUGGACAUCCCACCUCUUGAGUGGGGCUCGACUCUUGAAAGCUGAAGCCGCAUGUACUCUACUGGUGUUCUCACAGUCACUCCUCUACACGAGGGAAGGCGACCGGUAUGUCGAUGGCGGAGACCAGGACCUUACCCGCAGCCAAUUUUAUUUCGAAAAGGCCAAGUCUCUUCUCAAUCAAGAACCUGGACCAGCUUCCGUAGCCAGCGUCCAGGCCCGACUCGCCAUGUGCUUGUACCUCCUCAGCACUUUCCGGAUCAACGAGUGCCGGUUCUGCUUCAGCCUCGCCUGCACGAUAUUGACCUCGAUAGGUCUCCACAGGAAGAUUUCGUCCAGACAGAAACUAGAUCUGGUGACCCUGGAGUCGCGAAAACGCACGUUCUGGUGUGCGUAUGUAUUGGAUGAGUACAUAAGUGUGAUGCUGGGCCGGCCACGAAUGCUCCGCGACGAAGACAUCGACCAGCCGUACCCUCGCAACAUUGACGAUCAAGACUUGCUGUCCACUGAAUCGCCCGAGGACCUUCCCUUGCACGGCAAUCUGGAAGCGUUCAUAGCACAUGCCGACCUGGCCAAGUUGAUGGGACGCAAUAGCGAUCUCCUUUACCCAAUCCACCCCCUUUCCGAAGAUCAGCUGUUCGAUCGGACCAACUGGAUGCUUGAGGCGACGCUGGAGUGGAAGGACACUCUCCCGGAUUUCUUAAAGCCCCGCGCCAGGACCCUGGCGGGACAGAGGACGUUUGAGCGGCAAAAUACUGUCCUGAAACUUGCGCAUGCUCAUCUCCGGAUCCUGGCCACCAGGCGAUGCUUGCUCGCAGACUUCAGCCGUCUUGGGCACAGGGCCUUGUCGGUCCUGGAUGAGAGGGCGUUGAACCCGAUCCGUGAAUGCGCCAGUGCCAUCAGCACCAUCCUCAACACGACGUGCGACUUGAUUCAACGAGGGGCACUGUACCAGUCCUUCUGGUUCACGCAGUACAUUGCCCUCGUCGCGGUGUCCACCCUCUAUGUCUUUGUCAUCCAGAGCAGCCGCGCCAACAUCCCGCCGGGCGUGUUUCCUGAGAUGCACGUCUUCUUUGACAUGGCUAUGUUAUGCCAGGAUCGACUGGCGGAGAUGUCCCCGGAAGGCAGCCAGGCACGACGCCACUGUCACUUGUUAAGCCGGCUUCGACUCCGUGCCGAAAAGGACGCCGCGCGACUGAGGAGGAGCAACGAUUUGACGACGUCAACGUUUGAGCACCCCUCGCCCUCGGCGGUACCACCUCACCAGCUUGCAACAAUGUCACAACUGGCUUCGGGGGCCGUAGACUCGGGAGGUUUGGAUGUCCAGCUAGACCAGUCUAACCUGACGGCUGCGGUGGGUUCCGAGCAACCGGAGGGUCCUCGCAAUGCGCGACCAGGCGACAGCGGUAGUGGUGUAGCUCGUGGCGCGGAUCCGACGCUCAUGGGACAGUUCACGCCGUCGGACGACGACUUGAUGUUUCAGAACCUCCUAGGCUGGGGCUGGGAGAGUCUGGACACGGUUGGGUUUCCUGGGGAGGGGGAGCUGUUCUUCCUCCCGGCGUGA